AUAAAACAAAACAACAACAAGAAUAAAGAAAACGCGAAGGUUAGGAAAGAGACGAGGCCCAAAAGGGCAAAAAGAGGGAAAACGUUAAAAUUAGAAAGGUCAAAAGAGUUGGUAAGGCCAGAAUCGAGGUGUUUUUUUUUGGGGGGGGGGGGUGAAUCAAACAAUGGCGUCACAUGAGCAGGCUGAUGUCUGUGGAACGAGAGGAAAGGACGAGCAAAUACGAGAUGGGCGAGCUACUCUGGCGGUGUUACGCAUCGGAGACGUGUGGGGGGGCUCCACUUUUGCGCAGGAACAACCGGGGACAUUUGACUUUGAAGAGCAAGAAGAGGGUCCGCAGGCCCCCUGUUUUAAAAGGGAAGUGCCAGAAACACAACUUUCAGGUGUUGAAGAUGACAGCAGGGGUCCACAUCACUGCAUUAAAGAAGAAGCGGAGGAUCCACAACCCUCACAUAUUAAAGAAGAAGACGACGGGGCACAGGUCCUUCGGAUUAAAGAAGAAGAGGACGUUCCGGAGCAGUCACACAUUAAGAAGGAAGAGGAGGAGACCGACAUCACCAAGUUGCCACUGAAACCCGUGUCGAUGAAGAGUGACAACGUUGAAGAAGAACCACUGGAGCGGUCACCACGUCAACUUCACAGUCCAAGUGGAGACCAGUGCGGAGGACCACCGCCGGAGCGCCUCUCGACCCCGCUGUUAGACACCGACGACAUAGAAACUUUGAGGAGCAAUACGGACCCAAGUGAAAAAGGUUUAAGGGACACCGUUUCGGCUCUUGAAGAACAUACCACUGGACAAGCGACGACGCAGAUGAGAGAAAAACCUCAUCGCUGCUCGGUUUGUAAUAAAGGAUUCGUUCAUGAGUCCGUUUUGCUCAGACACGCGAGAAAACACAUGGGCGAAAAACCUUGUUGCUCGGUUUGCGGUAAAGGGUUCAAUACCAUCUCGGAAAAAAACAAACACGUGAAAAGACACACAGGAGAAAAAACCUUUAGUUGUUUAGUUUGUGGUAAAAGAUUCAUUAAUAACGCAGGCGUGGUGUCCCACAUGAGAAUCCACACAGGAGAAAAGCCCUUUUGUUGCUCCGUUUGCGGCAAAAGUUUUAGUCACAGCUCGAGCAUGGUGUCACACAUGAGAACCCACACGGGAGAAAAACCCUUCAGUUGCCCGUCUUGCGGGAAAGCCUUCUCGCAAAGGAGCAAUCUGGUGUCCCAUUUGAAAACACAUACAGGGGAAAAACCCCACAGUUGUUUGGUGUGUGGAAAAAUGUUCUCGUUGAACACAAAGAUGGCGGUACACAUGAGGAUACACACGGGAGAAAAACCGAUCCGGUGCUCGCUGUGCGACCGAACGUUCUCUUACAGGACGUCCAUGGUGGCCCACAUGAUGACGCACACGGGAGAAAAACCUUUCAGUUGCUCCUCGUGCGAUCGCGCGUUCUCGCAUAAAUCGUCCCUGGUGGCGCACACGAGAACACACACAAAGGAGAAAUCCGUCAGUUGCUCGGUGUGUGGGAAAAGCUACGCUCGGAGGACCCAUUUGACUGCACAUAUGCGCAAGCACAACACUGAGAACGUGUUACAAGAUGAUGAAUCACGCGGUAAACGACAAAUCGCCUGUAAAGAUGAUUCAUUGGAGUCUUUCAGUGUGUUUUGGACCGAGGAACUUACUACCGCUGCCGGGGGAAUCGAAGUGCUCUUUGAAAGGACGAUGGCGUCGCAGGAGAAGCAAGUUUGCCGAGCCAGGGAGGAAAACGAGCGAGUGCAGGAAGCUGCUGAGACGGCGCAGUUGCUUAGCAGAGGUAUCCAGCAGCUGAUUGGUCGUCAAUUCGAUCUUGCCUCUCGGUUGCAAUGUCGGGGCUCCAGUUUAGGGCAGGACAAUUCACAGCCCCCUAACCAGGCUGAUGUUAGCAAGUUGCCACUGACUGGCAUCUCAGUGAAGAGUGAAGAUGAAGAGGAUCCGCAGUCCCCCCACGUUAAAGAAGAAGAGGAAGAUCCAGAGCAGCUUCACUUUAAGCAGGAAGAGGAGCAGACUGAUGUCAGGAAUUUGCAGCUGAAUGUCGUCUCUGUGAAGUUUAAAGACGAUGAAGACGAACCACCUGAGUCCUCACAGAUUCAGCAUCACAGUCCGAGUGGAGGAGGACCACUGGGCAACCUCUUAGCCCCACUGUCAGACAGCGAUGACAUAGAUGAACGCUCCAGGACCGAUGCAGACCGUCAAGAUGACGACAAGCAGUCGACAUGUUCUGAAAAGGAGCCCUCGCUUAGCAAGAAAACCUCUAAAAAAAAUAGAUGUCUCACACAGAGCGAAUAUUUCAGCUGCUCCGUUUGUGGUAAAAAAUUUGCACAGAACAGGCCCAUGAUUAGACACAUGAAAAUACACACAGGAGAAAAACCUUUUAGUUGCUCAACUUGCGAUAAGACAUUCUCUCAAAAGGAAUACAUGAAAUCACACAUGAAAAAACACACGGGUCAAACUUCCUUUCGCUGCUCAUUUUGUGGUAAGGCGUUCUCUCAAAAGAAGACGCUGGAAUCUCACAUGAGAACGCACACUGGAGAAAAACCCUUUCGUUGCCCAUCGUGCGGGAAAGAUUUUGCGCUUGAACUUAACAUGGUAAAACACAUGAGAACGCACACGGGGGAAAAAGCCUUUCUUUGCUCGACGUGUGGUAAAACCUUCUCCGAAAGGCAUCGUCUGCUAUCGCACUUGAGAACACACACGGGAGAAAAACCCUUCAGUUGUUCAACUUGUGGCAAAACCUUUUCUUUAAGGCAUCACAUGGUAUCGCACAUGAAAAUACACACGGGAGAAAAACCCUUCAGUUGCUCAAUUUGCGGCGCAACGUCCUCUCGAAAAGGAAAUCUGGAAAUACACAUGAGAAGGCACACGGGAGAGAAACCCUUUAGCUGUUUAACGUGUGGUAAAACGUUCUCUGCCAAAUCGACCAUGAUCAUACACAUGAGAACACACACGGGAGAAAAGCCCUUCAGUUGCUCUGUGUGCGGGAAAAGAUUCACUCAAAAAGUCAACAUGGUCAUACACACGCGGGCCCAUGCGGCAGAAAAACCCUUUAGUUGAUCAGUGUGUGGCGACAUCUGCGCUAAUAAUGUUUAAUGUUCAGAAACAUUAAAGUGAGGGAACUAUACAAAAAUAUAAGAAUUUUAGAAGGUGGACAAUACUUCUUCAUAGCACUGUAUCAAAUACUGUACAUGAUUCUGUGGUUGGUCUUCAGAGUCUGUCCUGCUACGGUGUCCCUCAAGGCUCAUUCUUCGGCCCCAUCCUGUUUGAGCUUCCUCUCGGAGACAGACAAGGCAUGACAUGAAUACAAUAUAUUGUUGCUAAUAAAUUAAUACGUUGUAAAUUGUAAAUGGAGGUCAGUGCUUCUGAAUGUGUUUAGGUCAGCAGAACUGUCUCGCUGGUCCUGACUACACAAAUGGUUGAAUCCAAUGCUUACUGGAAACGAAUCCGACUUACCGCCAAAGUCUGACAACCAAUAAUGUUGAUGUACUGCGUCAGGAAGGGCAUCCGGCGUAAAAAUUGUGCCAAACAUAUGUGCGUUCAUCUGAGAUGACACGCUGUGGCGACCCCGAAAGGGACAAGCCGAAAGAAACUUACUUUUACUGAAUUCCAGUCCAGAGUCAAUAAAUUAAUUUUUAAUGCAUUCAAACUUACUCUAUCCUAAUUCGUCUACUGUAUGUUUUAUUAUCACGGUUGUUUUUGUUGCAUUCGCAAUCCGAUACACUACUGUGAAUACACCUAAACAGUCACUCAGAAUAAAGUUUUUGUUAAAAAUCAUAGUUUUACAAAGCAAAUGUCAGCAAAAGUCUUUUUUUGAUUCAACCCAAGAUUAAUAAUGGACUACAGAAAUCUGAUAUUUAUUGUUACUAUGGGGCAAGCCGAAAGGAAAAGA
Messenger RNA from Syngnathoides biaculeatus (alligator pipefish), 3908 nucleotides. RefSeq names its product zinc finger protein 888-like. Bases 164 to 3076 code for a protein of 970 amino acids. Lineage: Eukaryota; Metazoa; Chordata; Actinopteri; Syngnathiformes; Syngnathidae. The record is from RefSeq and is a predicted model, not a curated record. The transcript is spliced from 5 exons.